Molecule: messenger RNA, 2529 nt
Organism: Penicillium taxi
Lineage: Eukaryota; Fungi; Ascomycota; Eurotiomycetes; Eurotiales; Aspergillaceae
Product: AP-3 complex subunit beta
Exons: 3
Coding region: 1-2529 (842 amino acids)
Biological process (GO): vesicle-mediated transport; intracellular protein transport
Cellular component (GO): AP-3 adaptor complex; membrane coat
Source: RefSeq, a predicted model, not a curated record
AUGGAGACUAUCUCUAGGAUAUCAUCAAUGCUGGAAACUGCUCGAGAAUUAACACUCGAAGCUGCACAGACUGCCGCAAGUAAUCGAAGCUCGAAAACCGACUAUUCCUCACGUACAUACAGUGUUCCUCAUAUUAAGAAGCUUCUCGACAGCCGUCAUGAGCGCGAGGUUCUGGAUGGGAUGCGGCGAGUUAUCGCGUUAAUGUAUCGCUCUGAGCCUUCCCUGCCUUUCUUCUCGGCUGUUGUCAAAAACGCAGCUAGCGCCGAUCUCGAAGUCAAGAAACUUGUCUAUAUUUACCUCGUCCAUCAUGCGGAGGCGGAACCGGAUCUGGCAUUGCUAUCGAUAAACGCCAUUCAAAAGUCUUUGACGGAUUCAAAUCCCCAGGUUCGAACGAUGGCGCUGCGAACAAUGUCCGGCAUCCGGGUCCCAGUCAUCAGUCAGAUCAUAUCGCUAGCCAUCAAGCGAGGCUGCGGCGAUAUGAGUCCCCAUGUGCGCAAGGCGGCUGCUCUGGCCAUUCCAAAGUGCUAUCGUCUGGAUCCGAACACCCUGCCGCAAUUGACGGGGUAUAUCGCAACUCUUCUCGGCGAUACUCAAUACUUUGUUGUUGGUCCCGCUGUUGCUGCUUUUUUGGAGGUUUGUCCGGAGCAGAUUGAUCUGAUCCAUAAGCACUAUCGCAGCCUGGUUAAAAAACUGGUCGACAUGGAUGAAUGGGGUCAGCUGGCAACUCUCCGGCUCUUGACUUUUUACGCUCGAAAAUGCUUUCCCCACCGCACUCAAACAGUCAAGCAGGCUUUCACAAAGGGAUUCUAUGACCAAGAGUCGCAGGAUGGAAACUCCCAAGAUGAAGGUGAGGGGUAUGAAGUGACAGCCUUAGAUCCUGAUCUCGAAAUUCUUUUACGGGCUUGCAAGCUAUUGCUACAAAGCCGUAACUCUGCUGUUAUUGUCAGCGUUGUCCGUUGCUUUCUCUACCUAGCCCCUCCUGAAUACCUUGCUUCGGCUAUUGGACCGCUGGUAGCUCUUCUACGAAGCCCACAGGAUAUGCAACUCAUUGCUCUCUACAAUAUCGUUGCAGUCGCCCUACAAGAACCCAAGCCAUUUACGAGAUAUAUCGCACACUUUCUGAUCCACGCUAACGACCCGCCACAUAUCUGGCGUCUGAAGCUUGAGGUAUUGACUAUUAUUUUCUCUCACUGUGGCAAACACUGGAAAAGUGUUAUCAUCAGCGAGCUUGAACACUUCUCCAAGGGCGCUGAUCCCGAAUUGGUGCGUGAAAGCGUGCGAGCUAUUGGACGCUGCGCGCAAGGAGAUCCUACUACUACGGACAUGUGCCUUCGAAUUUUGCUCGGCCAGAUAUCUAGCUUGGACAGCAAUCUUGUAUCUGAAUCUUUGACCGUCAUCCGUCAUUUGAUCCAACAGGAUCCCACAUCCCACAGACAGACCGUUGUUCAGCUCGUCACAAACCUUGGUAUCACCACCCACCCUGAUGCACGAUCUACUAUUAUCUGGCUAGUGGGCGAAUUUGCAGGUAUAAAUCCAAAGCACAACAUUGCGCCGGAUGUUCUCCGCAUUCUCGUCAAGGGAUUCGUCGAUGAGUCCGAGGCUGUCAAACAACAAAUUGUACUACUCGGUGCUAAGGUAUAUCUUCAAUACCUACUCCAAAAGCAGCCUGAGGAAGAUUUGCAAACAGCCAUCUCAUCCGCUGCACAACCUGUCAAGAUUGAUGAAGAGCUUCGUAAUGAGUGGACCGAGGAUCAAUCAGAGGAACAGACGGAGACUGGCCCGCCUCCAGAGGACGAAGCAGCAGUCGAGGAAGAAAUCGGAGCAACGAAGCAAGAAGAUCGUAUUACUUUGCUUUGGCGCUACAUUCUCCUUCUUGCACGAUAUGACACCUCCUAUGAUCUUCGUGAUCGUGCCCGCCUAUACAAAGCCCUACUAGGAAGUCCAGCCUCCACGCAACUGGCCAACCUGCUCCUUCUUGCCCCUAAGCCUGUUCCGCAUACUCCCAGCCCAUCUGAAACGCGCAAGGAUCUUCUCAUCGGAACUGCGACUCUGGUCGUUGGUCCAGAAGCCGGUUAUCACGGGCUUAGGGGCUACACCAAUAUACCCGAUUGGGUCAAGUUGGGACAAGAACCAAGUCCGAGUCUCCGCACCGACGAUCUCAAGAUGGACUCCUCCACGCUCCAGAGCUCGAUGACUGCUGGAGAACGCUUAGACAAAGCACUUCGGCAGCACGAAAAUACUGUACCCCAAAGGACAAAUAGUAAAGUUGCGCCGUCUGGUGCAGCUGGCAAAAAGUCACUGGACCAGUGGCUCGACGAAGAGGACGAAGAGUCGGAAAGUGAAACGGAUGAGGAGACGGAUGAGGAGACGGAUGGGGAGACAGACUCUGAGGAGGAGUCCAGUGAAGAAGAGUCUGAUUCGGAAGAUGACGACGGUUCUGGUGAGGAAACGGACUCAGAGAGCGAAGCCGUUCACAAGGAGGCUCAGCAACUGCUUUCACAACCCGGUGCUAGAUCUCAUGGCCUGUAG